This is a messenger RNA of Staurois parvus, 465 nucleotides long. The record is from the annotation of a GenBank genome assembly. NCBI's taxonomy places the organism in Eukaryota, Metazoa, Chordata, Amphibia, Anura, Ranidae.
UGUUGAAAUACACUAUAUUGCCAAAAGUAUUUGGACACCCCUUCAAAUCAUUGGAUUCAGGUGUUCCAAUCACCUCCUUGGCCACAGGUGUAUAAAAUCAAGUACCUAGGCAUGCAGACUGCUUCUACAAACAUUUGUGAAAGAAUGGGCCGCUUUCAGGAGUUCAGUGAAUUCAAGCGUAGUAAUGUGAUAGGUUGCCAUCUGUGCAUUAAGUCCAUCUGUGAAAUUUGCUUGCUACUAAAUAUUCCAUGGCCAACUGUUAGCGAUAUUAUAAUAAAGUGGAAGCAACUGGGAACAACAGCAACUCAGCCACGAAGUAGUAGACCACAUAAAUUGACAGAGUGCAUGCUGAAGAGCACAGUGCGCAGAAGUCGCCAAAUGUCUGCAGACGCAUUUGAGCUAAAGACCUGCAAACUUUGUGUGGCCUUCAGAUUAGCACAACAACAGUGCAUAGAGAGCUUCAUG